AUGGCAGACGCCAGAGCGACAAACGUUAAGAAGAAGAAGAAGAAGAAGAAGAAGGAGGAGGAGGAGGAGGAGGAGGAGGAGGAGGAGGAGAAGAAUAGUAGUGGCGACCUACCCCAUAAAAUGCUAACUAAAAUUCUGAAAUGGGAUUUCAACUAGAAAAGGAUGACUUGGGGGCGGUUUUUAUAUUGGUCAGCAUGCAGUAUAGUACUAGGAUAUUUCGGUCAUUCCAGGAUGCGGCCUUUGAGUGUGCCGAAACUGCUUACGUUAAAAGAUGACUUCUUAAGCAGUGUGCAUCUUCCCAGUGGUUUUCGACGGCUCUAAAAAUUCAAAUAUUUUGAUAGAAAACACCAACAAGAAUGGGCUUUCUAUUACUCAUCUGGCAGCAAAUUACAUUUUACUCAAAUAUAAUAGUCGAAAAAUUGUUUACUAUAUGCUAAAAAGUGCAUUUUUUACCUCCAAAUAAUUUUGAAUCCGAAACUACAUUCUGUAUUUCUGCUGUUCAAAAAAAUCACCCACGUUUCAACGCUAUUUAUAAGACGUCAUACAGAUUGCUGGUUGUUAAAAAAAACCAACUUAAUUAGUUCGUGCAUGGAAAGAGCAGCGGCCAAUGUAACGACUAUCUGCAGACGAUAUGAUGAAGUUUUGCUUUUUAAUUUCUUAGAAAUUAACUGCGAACUUAGAGUAGAUCAGUAUAUUUAAGGUCUACAGACUCGGAACAAAAUGGUAUGUGUGAACAACGAUUUCUUAAUUGGAGUAUCUACCAGAAAACAGACAGGAAAAGCUGUGGGACCCACUGACGAGCCGAGCUAUGUCAUACAGCAGCAGAAUAUCGGCAAAACACGCGUUUAUGGGCUUUUAGCUGGUACUUCUGCUGUUAGUAUGGUAUCACCUUACCUCGACGUACACAACUAGCUGCCUGUCAGCAGUUAAUGAAUAUUGCGCAGUUAUCCGCUGUGGCUAAUGGACUUCGGCCCAGAUAUUCAUGCAUCCAUUUUCGUUCUGUGCCUAUAGACCCUCGUAUAGACUGAUCUACUCCAUGUUAGCAGUUUAUUCAUGUGGAAAUUAAAAAGCAACUAUUUCUAAAGUGGAGUAUCUACCGGAAAGUACAGGGGGAGUGAUAUGGUGUCCACUGAAGAGCCGAAGCCCUAGCAGUUGUGCCAUGAAGCGGCAGAAUGUCGGCAAAAUACGCGUGUCUGGGCUUUUUACUAGUAUUCGUGCUCCCAGUAUGGUAUCUUCGGUAACAAUCGGGAGAUGGCACCCAAAAAAAUCCGCUACCUAGAAAUAAUACUUUAACAGUAGACUCAAACGCCUUCAGGCUAUAUCAGCGGUUGCAGGCCUACUUUCACGCACUAAUUGGACUUUCCGCGACGGCCUAACAUGGGCUGGCUGAACGAACAUCGCAGGAGGUUACAUGGGCGAUGGUCGCUGUUACCCAACCUUCCCCAUCUUUACACGCGUACACCUGAAUAUACGGCAUACAUUCGCAUUAUGGCCGUUUAUUACGAAACAAAAUCACUUUUAAAUAGGAUACGUCUGCACAACAUGGGACAGGAACAGUUCGCAGGCAUCUGCCAAAGACAUGGCAUUGAGGCCAAACCAAAGACGAUACUGUACUUCAUCUAUGUCAGCCCACACAGCUCGACCACAUACAGGGCCUCUCUCGUGCUGUUUCCUUUUCAGUCUACUCCAGUAUGCCUCAAUGGCAUUGGUGUGCCGUCCGAUGGUAGGGUCCUUGAAAUUCUUUGAGUGGUUAGCAGAGAAAUGUAGAUAACCUUCUGAAGGAAGACGAUUAUACACCUUCCAGUCGUCCGUUACCACUACACUGCCCUUGGCGACCCAUUUUGUAAUAACGUAACGGAGAGCGGGCCAACUUCGAUCAUUCACCUGUUCAAAUAAGGCUUUCCGUCGGCUAGUAUCGUACAUCCCGAACAGCUACCAUCCAGAAAACCCUUAUUACUACCUGUCCCGUAAGACAGGCUGCUUUGGUUAGGCGGAUUUUUUGGAUGCCAUCUCCCGAUUGUUACCGUAUCUUCUGAUGCUAAACCAUCAUAGGGAUAUCAUAAAAAUCUACAGUGGGUGCAUACAGUUUUGUAAACUUGAUAAGCAACACUAAUGUGCGUACAGAUACGAUGCUGUACAAAAGCGUACUUCAAGGUUAUAAAAAAUCUUUCUUCACGUACACAAUUAAGGAGGAUGUAGGUUAUCACCAAAAGAAUAAUCCGUUUUUUACAAAAUAUAUUUAUGUACAUUUAUAAGGGUAUAGAAAAUAAAAGAGAAGAAAAAGCAUGCUAAUUAGGUUCUCAAAUGUGGCUGGUUUUAGGCGGCCAUGAAGAAGCCCAUUCGAAAGUAAACGUUAUGGCGAGGAUGAGAUAACUGGGGACUAUGUUGACCUAUAAUCUAUAGCACAACCCACCCAGGUAAUCCUUUGUAAAUGUAAACGCGUUUCAGAACAUCCAUGCUCAAGUCGAGCACAUCCAGUCUCCUGCGCCGUGAGAGUACCUUCUAAUUUAAACAUGGAGUCAACUGUUGCUAGUUCUUGUCGUUUUUUUAAUUUCCUCAGAAAUUAUCUACGCAGUUGGAGUAGAUCAGUUUAUUCAAGACCUACAGGUACAGACCGAGAAGUUGAUACAUGAAAAUUUGGGCCAAAGUCCAUCCGCCACAGCGGGUAACCGUGUAAUAUUCAUUAACUGUCGACAGGCAGCUAGUAGUAUGCUUGAGGGUAAGGUGAUAUCAUACUAACAGCACAUGUACUAGCCAAACGCCCACACACGCGUGUUUCGCCAGCUGCCAGGGGUUCGGCUCAUCAGUAUACUGCGAGCUGCCUGCCGGCAGUCAAUGAAUAUUACACGGUUACCCGCUGUGGCUGAUGCACUAUGGCCCAAAUAUUCAUGUAUAAAAUCCUCAGUCUGUGCCUAUAGACCUUGAAUAAACCGAUCUACUCCAACUUCGUAGAGCAUCUGCGAAUGUCUCUGAUGAUGGGCUCGAGUGAGAACCCGAAACGUCAGGCCAAUAAACUUCUUGUCCCAGUGAUCGCAUCUUCAUCUUCUGAAAUUAAAAAGCCAUAAUUCCUAAAUUGCAGUAUCUAUCAGAAAACUCACGGGAAUGCUGGGGGACUCGCUGAUGAGCCGAAACCCUGGCAGCUGUGCCAUGAAGCUGCAAAACAUCGGCAAAACACGCACAUAUGGGCUUUUGGCUAGUACCUGUGCUGUUAGUAUGGUACCACCUUACCCUAGAGUGUUGCUACUUCUGGAAAUAGGUCCCUGCUGGCUGAAUGUCAGCUGCAUUUGAAACUAGAUCAUCCAAAAUGCAACCCGUAUGACAUGCGAGGAGGCCAGAGCGCUAAGGGAUGAUCGUGGGUAGAUGUGAGGCAACAGUUAUCUACGACCGACAAUUCCGCUUGCGAGGGUUGAAAGGCCACUCAUGGACGGCCGGGUUGCGUGAACUUCGUCAUAAAAUCAGGACUAACCCGCAAAUUCCACAUUUAAGUGCUGGAUAUUCAUCAUUCGACAGACCAAUCGUCUCAUUCGGCGGUGUCCAGCGCGUGCCCACGAUGGUAAGAUACGCGUGAGAUGCACACUUCAUUGUCUGGUGACGCACAGAUUCGGGACGUCCGGAGGCCCGUUUACGCGUGCCACACACAUGAUUUGGCAAAACGAGGGGCGAUCUGGAACUCGCGUGAGCAUUCAGAAAUGAAUCAGGAGUCAAAAAGCGAAUAACAAGUUCCAGGAAGAAGAAGAAGAAGAAGAAGAAGAAGAAGAAGAAGAAGAAGAAGAAAAAGGAGAAGUAGACGUAUACCGACUUGACGUUUCGGAUUCUCACUGGAACCCAUCAUCAGAGGCAGCCGCAGAGGACAGCAGUAGAGGCGCAAGGGGCGCAGUAUCUAUAGAACGCAGUCGCCAGCCUACCACCCGUCUACAAUAAUCAGCAGCAAUCUCAUUCAUCGCUGCAGCACAGAAUAUGGUGGCGGGAGGUCAUUGCGCUUGAUAAUUAAAUGACUCAGACAGGUCGCAGCCCACGCGGUAAUCACCUCUUGUGAGAAUUUCGGCCUGGUCAAACUUGAAGGUGUGGCUGAGCCCCAUCAAAAAAGCUACGAUCUGGGAACAAGCGUCAUUCCUCCCCACUGCAGGUGCAUGCUCGGCCUUUCGCGUCCAGGGCAGUCUCCCAGUUUCUGUAAAGUAGUUGCUUUGCCCACAACUGCAUUAGACCGGGUAAACGACUCCGAAUAUUGCCUGUCGUAGAAGUGGGCUUUUCAGCCUCAUGACCUGGCGUCUGAUGGUUGUUUCUGGUCUGUGUACAACUCCAACUCUAAGUGGAGUGAGGAGGUGACUGACAGUUUUCGAGACGUUCUUAACAUGCGAUAGUACUCGCCAAAAUCUGGGAUCGGUUGAAUCUGGUGUCUAUCCACAUUAACGCCUGCACCAGAGGACAAAUUUGAGCGGGUAAUCGCUUGCUAUAAGCAGUCGUCGAAGGUAUUUUAAUUAAUCAACCGUGUCUUUCGGUUUACUGCACUGAGUCUCGGCACGCCGGUACAACGCCUUACACAACUGCGUUUGCGGCUGCUUAGGAGGUUGUUGCUGAAGCUCAGUACUUGAAUCCUAUCAUUUGCUAUCAUUUUAGAAUAUAAAAAUAUUUGCUACAGACGAGGAGAUCAAGGAAGACAAGCUGGUUGUCUUUUCUCUACUCCGUCGUGAAUUAUAUGUCUAGAAAGACGGCGGUCAGAUGUUCCUCGAAUGCCAUCACCGGAUCCUGUUCGAUAAUGCAGAAGGCUCUAUUCACAAACCGAGCCCAGAUUUUGGGUCAGUGUUUUCGGAAGACCAGUGACUUCAACCACUGUAGGAUGCUGCAGCAUUGAGUCCUACAAUCGGCGGACCCAUUGGCUGGCCGAUCAGUUCAUGGAUGGGACGCGUUUGCUCCCAGUGAGUUGUCUACCUACACUCAGAAUCGUUUUCUGCAGAGGUGUCUCGAUAACAACGUGUUGUCGAGGUGUAUUUCAUAUGAACAUCUGGUAGACACAGAACCGGCGAGACGGGCAGCAUUUCAAAAUGAAAGACGAAUGCUCUGAGUGCUCCUUCAAGACUGUCGCCCCAGGAGAUCGCAUUCAACCUAUCCCAGAUUUCUGCUAGUGAUACCGUACGUGGAGAGAGACCAGAUUCAACCGGUAUCCGAUUUUGGCGAGUGAUAUCGUAUGUUAAGAACGUCUCAAAAACUGUCGGUCGCCUUCUCACUCCACUUAGAGUUGGAGUUGUACACAGACCAGAAACAACCAUCAGGCGCCAGGUCAUGAAGCCGAAAAGCCCGCUGCCAUGACAGGAAACGUCCGGAGUCGUUUGCCCGAUCUAGUGCAGUUGCGGACAAAGCAACCACGUCGCAGAAACUGGGAGACUACUGCGAACGCGAAUGUUCACGCAUGCGCCUGCAGUGAGGAGGAAUGACGCUAGCUCCCAGAUCGCGAUACAUGUGAUGAGACUCGGCCACACCUUCAGGUUGGAUCAGGCCGAAAUUCUCAAAAGAGAUGACAACCGCGUGAGCUGCGAGCUGACUAAGUCAUGAUUCUCGAGUUCGCAUUUAAUUAUCAAGCGGAAUGACCUCCCGCCUCCAUAUUCUCUGCUGCUAUUUUGCCUGCACAAAAUACUUUACUGCAAGCGGAGGGCGCGGGAGUUCAAAAACCCCUGUAACAGUGAGGCAAAGGGCCGAAUGACCGUCACGCCAACCACUAUCAACGAUGAUGAAAUCGCUCGCAUUAACGGCUCGGGUGGGGAUCGCCAAACAGUCAUCACCGCAAAUAGGACCUCAGCGAGUUGUACACGGACCAAAAACAACCAUCAGGCGCCAGGUCAUUAAGCUGAAAAGCCCACUACCACGACAUGCAACAUUCGGAGUCGUUUACCCUGGUCUAAUGCAGUUGUAGGCAAAGCAACUUCUUCGCAGAAACUGGGAGACUGCCCUGGACGCGAAUGUCCGAACAUGCACCUGCAGUGAGGAGGAAUGACGCUUGUUCCCAGAUCGUAGCUUUUUUGAUGGGGCUCAGCCACACCUUCAAGUUUGACCAGGCCGAAAUUCUCACAAGAGGUGAUAACCGCGUGGGCUGCGAGCUGAAUGAGUCACGCUUCUCUAGUUCGCAUUUUAUUAACAAGCGAAAUGACCUUUCACCUCCAUAUUCCGUGCUGCAAUUUUGCCAGCAAAAAAUAAUUGGCCACGAGCGGAGGGCGCUGGGAGACCAACUAUCCCGGUAACGAUGAGGCAAAGCGCCGUAUGACCGUCACAUCAACCAUUAACAACGGUGACGAAAUCGCGGCCAUUAACGACUCGGGUGGGGGUUGACAAACAGUCAUCACAGCAAAUAUGACCCCAGCGAUGAAUGCGAUUGCUUUUGAUCAUCACAGUCGAAUGGUUGUCGGACAACUGCCUCCUAUGGAUACUACGCUCCUUGUGCCUCUAAUACCAUUUCCUGCGGCUGCCUCCGGUGAUGGGUUCCAGUGUGAAUCUGAAACGUCAGGCGAAUAAACUUCCUGUUUUAGUGAUCGCAUCUUGUUCAGUAUUUGACUGUCUUCUGUGUAAAUGUUACUUAUCGGUCCUGCAGGCCUGCCGUCGUAAUAAAAUCAGACGUGACCACCUUCGCUUUUUGCAAGUCUUUACUGCCGACUAGACUGAGGUUUUGGAUUUUUCCCUCAGACGUCACCUGAACACUCACUUUCUGGGCAGAUUUUGCGUUAUCAUCGUCGCCCAUGUCACAUUAAGGUUUCUCCCCUCGCAACGCGUAAGUUAUGCAGCUAUAACUUACAUUUAACACAUUCCUUUACCGCCUUCAAAACUAGUGCGGGUGAGUGUGUGUGUACGUGGUUGCCGCAUUUUACUGACACCGCGUCUGCUCCAAAUUUAACUUUACAAACGCGGGGCGAAGGCAUCCUUCACUUCUAAAAAUAACCUCUUGCCCUAUUUUCUACCGGCACCAUUUAGCAAGUCACAUGUAAAAUGUUCAACUUAACCUUCGAACAAACUGUUUCUUGUACAUCCUCUGACACCAAGCAGGCAGCCGCUGUUUUCGCCUGCUCCGACGUGGCUUAAAAGUGAUCUCCCGUCUUACCCUAUCUUGCCUGUAGAUCCAACUCAGAUUGAUGCCAUUUGUGGUCUCUGGACUCAUUAUUUUUUUCCGUCCUACGGAAGCUCGCUUCCUCUUUAUCUCGGUUUCAACCGAAGAGAGGAAUUGAGAAACCUCGACUCACAACUUGCCGCGAAGUGGGCCGUCAAAAUUAUCGAUUACCACGAGCGAACCUCGCUUGCGUCGACUCACCGGUUGAGUUCACGUGCUUCUGUGUGAGGGGUGGGGAUUGCUAAAUUAGAGCCGUCAAGAUACUCAGAAAUGUACUCCGGUGCGUGCAUAUGGUUUAACUGGGACUGUUGUAAGGUUGGGCUUGUUAGAAGAGCAAAAAUAGUAGUUUGAACGGAUAGAGUAGACUGAAGGAGUACAAACUUCAAAAAACACACCGAUCACAUGAAGGAGGACCUGGGUAAGUCAUAUAUGGAAACACCCGGAAACUGAGAGAAGCCCUUGUGCUAUGCGGUCCGAACGCAGAUAACGAUUCCAGGAGACGUACACAACUUAAGUGGUUGACACCUUUUGGCGCAGUCGCGGGGGUCAGUAAGCUCGCGUACUUCAGGUUGCUGGAAGUUUGCACGACGUAGAAACCGCUGCAUUCCGGACAGGUCAGCUCUGUUAGCAUCUUCUGAGGCAUUUCUCAGUCUGCGCCUAUUUCUGUGUCCUACAGGGUUGGCUGAUCGGAACGUCCGCUCGGCACCGACCUUUACUUGGCCGUAUGUCCUUUCUCUGCCAGGUUCCCCAGUGGGGAUGUAUUUCCCAAAAGAUUACGUCGCAUUAGUAGGCAAAGGCUGUUACUAACAGUGGAUUACAUUUGCUAUUGUCCACAAAUUAAUAAAGAUUUUAUCAUUAUUUUUUAUGCUUAUAAAUUUAACCUGAUUUUGGGGUCGUAAAAGACUCGGUCCGAGUCAAUAUGUGUCCAUUGUCCUACUGCGAAGGGUUUGCUGUGUAACGCGGCGGAAAAAGUAGCUUGUGAUGCAACCCAGUAAGAAGGCAAUGUCAAAAUUCGAAAAAGUCAACAGAGACGAGAGGGCGUGAUUACAGUCCGAGAACUUAGAGUCUCGACUCCAGAUCCUCAAGAUGGGUGUUCUCUGGCUAUGUGAAGUCCUUAUUUCGAGCAGCCUGCAGCAUAGAAAAUGUGUCUUGUAAGAACACUGGUCAAGCACAAAACCGUUUGUUCACUUUUCUGAACUUUCAAACACGUGCAGGAGUCCGUCGUCAGAGAUAACAGCAACAACAGAAAAAGGAAGAUCUAUAGGAAACACUAGCCAAUCAGCAGUCAGUGGCAUAGGUUUGGGGAUGACUGCGUAGGGCCCCCCAUGCCAGCGCCAGACCGACGCAUCGAUUGACUAAGUUCUCAUCUGAGUCCCCGCUUUCAAUCCGUUCUCGGCUUGCCUUGCGUCCGGAAUUUGACAUUAUCUUGGCAGCGGCGGAGUUGAACUCGUGACCUAUUUCGAAGGCGUGGACUGCUCUUGGCAAUAAUUCCUCAACCCCCAUCGUUCGGCAAGCUUAUGUUCGUGUACGUGCGAUCUGUGCAUGCUUUCAGUCUGACUUACGUAGUUACAAGGACAUUUUUAGCAGAGGAUACGAAUUACUACACCAGGCUGUCCUCCGUGGUUUAAAGAGCUCUUAAUUUUCAUGACUCUGCUGCGCGUUGGGCCGGUUCGCAAUUCCAAUACCCGGCCCCGCAGCUAGGCUCUUGAUCGCCUUUGAAACACCCUUGAUGUAUGACAGAGCAUGCCUAUCCUCCGUAGUGUUUCUGUUCUCAUCCUCAGGGAACAAAUAGCUGAACAUCGACGUAUAAACACCCCCGAGUGGGCAUACUACAUAAAUUGUUUACGGUGUUAUUCGGACCUACUCGCUUCUCCCUCCGAUUUACAGAAGGGAGUCUGAAUCCGUUUAAAGAGUCUUCUCAUACGGUUUCUCUUGUGAGCCAGCGGAUGUUUGCUGUGUGGUGUUCGUUGCCCUCCUUUAAACGGUCCUCGCCUGAGUACCACAUCACAGAAGCGCAGCAGUUGCUCCAUUCCUUCCUUCUCCGCUAAUUGUGUUUCCGGGGAGACUGUUUUGAGCUCAGCUCAUUGGAUUCAAUGCCAAAUUAUGCCAGACAUGGCUAAUUCAGUCUGAAUUGUCACCUUUUUUGACAUCAACCAGCGUGGCAAAAUGUACUCACGAAAAACCACGAUGCUUAUUUUUUUUUGCUCGGCACAUGUGUUUUUUUAUUAAGCAAAGCUGUCUCUACAUCCCGAAUUCAAGACCUGAGUCCUACGGGCUGGUGAUUGAUGCUUAGACAACCGACAAUGGGAACUGUGCCAGAGAUGGGUUUCAAAAUUCAUCCUGCCCAAAAUUAAGAAUAUUCUUAAACGUGAGCGCACGCGCACCUGAUAGAACGGGAAAUCAAGUCGUUUCCUAGGCAGUUGGUCUGAUUUCCGUUUUUCUUUAGAGGAAACGAGAUUGGCCUAAAGGAAGUAAACCUGGACCUACUCAUUGGCAUCUUUAGCACUAGAAGGCAAGCGGAUAAUCAUUUACGCGGAGCCAUGUAAGUGACAGAUUGAAGCACUGUUUUCCCGAAAUAAGUUUGAACAAGGCGAAGGGGACGAAGCAUGGAGGAUUUAAUGGCGUCGUAAAGUUUCGUGAUCUCUUAUGCAACUGCGUAUGGUCAUUGAUUAUAAAUAUAAGACAAACUGUCCAACUAAAUAGCGACCUUGAGGGGCGAAGUGUGAUAGGUAAAAAAAGGAUUGACUAUUGGUCUGAUAUGUGGGUACGCAUGGAAGGGGGAGGUAAGCGGGAGGGAAGCUGCCCAGGCAAACUAGUUUAGGUUACAGGCGAACGUGAUUAAAAUUGCAACGCGCUGACAGCAGUCAGCAAUGCAGGGAAGAGAGGGGGGUGUGCAGACGGGAGAGGGAAUUGGAUUUCGUCAAUUUAUUGAUCGCUGUCAUGGCAGUGCGAAGUUGAUCAUGUGAUCUGCCUGCUUACAGGUGUCAGUUCCUCUCUCAGUAUUGCAGCAUCGUCUGCAAGGCGCAGGAGACGUUCGGUCGUCGCCCGAAGUAGGACCGUAAAUGGAGUCAUUAAGUCCGCUGUAUGGUCAGUAGGUGCUUCGUUAUUGAACUCCCGGGUACCUGGAUCACGGAAUUUUAUGGAGUCAUUAAAUUCUGCAUGUUUCGUCGCGUUUGCCUUCGAAAGGGAGGAGAGAGAGAGUCUUUUCAACGGUGUUUCCCGUAAGUAAAGUAGUUUUUUAGCCAACCCUGGGCCAUGUGUAGGAUCACAUUUGAAGAGACUAUUGCAUUUCCACACCAGAACAUUUUACAGAAACACUAACCCCUAAAUGGUCAUUAGAUCUAGCCAAGAAACAGGAAUACAUUAUCUCGAAUCUGGGCUGAAAUGAUAGUGCGAGUACUCCCGAGGUUCGAAGUUUUCGAAAACUAAUAUCGAGGAGGAGCUUGGAAAGAUCCAGGACUUGUUUCGCGAAAAUGGGCUUCCUAGAAGGUUUAUUGCAAAGAAUAUUUUCGAGCAACCGAAAGAACCCACCAUCCUGAACUCCAAAAUGUAACCUCCGUCCCCCAAAGUCCUUUUCUGAGAAAACGUUGCGAGUGAACUCCUAAGAAGACGCCUUGAUCAAGCUGUUUUACAAACAUUCCGAGCAGCAGGGGUCCGAAUACUAUUCUCUGUCAACAGCAUUUUACGCGGCGAAGGUAAGAACGGGCUGCUAUCUCAGUGUACAUCUACUCCUUCACUUGCUCCUCUAUGGCAGGUUAUAUCGGCCGCGCGGGUCGGACCCUAUCCAAAAGAAUACGGAAACACCCCCGGCAUGGCUGGGAAAAGGCGAAGCAAAAAGUGCUGACCAGAGCUGUGAAGGAAAAGGACAAACACAAAUGUUUUCUGGAGAGCAAUACACUUAAUUAAAGUGCAAGUGAGUAUCACCAUGCGAAGAGCUUAACUUUUUACCGAUCGAUAUAAUUAUGCCCUACUGACUGCACAGAAGACUGAUUAGAGUUUUGUCCUAUCAUCUGCUUGCCCGUGUUAAAGUGGAUUUUGUCAUAUAUUCAAUCUGGCCCUUGUGGAAAACUGUCUCAGAUAGUCACCCCCUCCCCCCUCAACAGAUGUUGUGACUCAAGGGGACUUCAUAAAAGUCAAGCGGACAUCCCGACAGAGGCUUAUGAAUAAUCAAAAAGACAGUUAGGUGUUCCCUGUGUGUAAACGUCCAGUCAUUUUCGCUCGGCGCAUUUUCUGCAUACCAGCCCUUGUUCUCGGUUCUUUUGCAACUGAGUUCUGAGCUAGCGCAGAGGUAUCUUACGUCCUGGCAGCGGAAUCUGCCCCUGACAGUGAAAGAGAGAGCCCACGUGAAUUGGACUCAAUAGACGACCCCUGACACUGGACUUUCAGUAGAAGCCACACCCUUCCUCCAUUUAUUUUUUAAAGGCAAUUAGGAAAAAAAGCAUGAGACAUACAUCAAGGCACUUUUAUGCAUUUUGGAAGAAAAAUACUGCUCAAGCGUUGCUGCACUACUGAUAAGGCAGAAGCGUUGUUGCAAAGUAGAAUGUCGAUUUUCAGGCGAAUUUACCUCCACUCCGUCUUGUCAAUAGCGUUAGUGGGAAGGGGGGCUGUUUCGGUGGUAUGGACACUUUCUGUGAAUUUUCCAGUACUUGGAAAUAGCUUCUGUAUCUCGUCGAAAGGUUGAUCGAACUUUUGAUGUCUUGUGCUCAUUUCGUGGGAAGUUAUGCCUACGUGAAACCGGACGCUUGAAAUGCGAUAAUUUGUGGAUACAGGCCAACUAGUGAUCAGUGACCCAAGUCUAGAGGCGACUGCACAGGGCUCUUUAUGCAGACACCAGAUAGAUCGAUGCAGCGAUCUGGCGCUAGGCUACAGCGAUCUACGCAGUCACCUCCAGGCUUGCAUCACUGAUCUUUGAUUGGCUCAUACAGUUUCUUGUUCUAUUGUCGGUUUUUUAUCCCCUGUCGCUUUUAUCCCUCUAACCUGUUGUCGCUUUUGUUGCGAGGAAGCAAUAUGCCGUCUCAACAUUUAUCCGACAGUUUUACUACUAUCGCUCUUUGUGGCAAUCCGCGCCUCCUAGCUCUCCUUCGCUUUGUCACGCUGCCCUCCUGCCCGCCUCACACUCCCUGUCAAUCCGCUGGUGGGGCGCGCGAGCGCUCGAGGCCAAUGAGCGCUGUCCCUUCUCUGAUUGGCUGGCGACAGUGAGGCAGAGAGAACGGCGCACAUACGCGCUCGGGUCUAGGCGCCUCUACGGCGUAUACAAACACAACUUGCUUGGAGAGGCCACUCGCAGUGACUGCUUUCAGAGCCUUGUAUACACACUUCGUCGGCAGUAAAAGUUGUUCACCCCAAUCCUCCUUCCUUGACUUCUGAUUUGUGAACAUCUGACUUGUCGAUCAUACCAUCCGACACGCUUUCCUUUCCGUCGUUUAGCCCCACCCAUUUAACCCAUACUACACAAUGACCUGGUUUUUGUUCUCUGAGUGGAAUCGCAUGCUGCGCACUUGCCAAUCAGACAAAUACGACGAUCGACCAGCUUUCUCCAUUCUUACUCUCACAUGCGCCUGAAACUCAAAAAUUCGCCUCCAAUACGACUAUUUGUGCGAUUGUUCAUUUUACUAAACAGACGCACAUCCAUGAUUUGCGUGUGUGGUUGGGUUACAGUGAAAUUCCCCACAGAGCAGACAUGAAAAGUUAGAUUAACACUCAUCCUAAGAAGUAAAAUCAAACCAAUACAUCCGCAUAAAAACUAUGAAAGGCAUGCACCUUAUUGGAGUUGUGAUAUUUUGUGACCAGGUGUCUGGAGAUAUUACCAGCCUGAAGUUAGUAUGCUACCGCAUGGGAACAGAUUAAAAUCAGUAGUUAAAUCCAACUUUUUUCUACCUGACUGCAUGAUCAAAAUUACAAGUCAAUGUUUCUCGGGUUUCAGUUACCUUGUUGAGAGUUGGUCUCUCUGUAGCUCUCAAGACGUGCAGUAGAGUCUAUAUUACCAACGUGAACUUGAAAAUACCCGUCUUUAAACACCUGGCCCGUGUCGUGCAAUUACGACCUCUAAUUUUUUGCGCAUUGUGAUACUCAUGGACUGCGGGGGACUAUUUCCGUGGAAAGAACGCAUCUCUCGGGUCUAAAAUGCUUUCGUCAGCAAAAUUUUACCCUUGGGGACAAUUUUAAAUUGUUUAAUGAACUAAAGCCUUAGGGCACGAGCCAAUGCGGUCUUUGCAGUGACGUGAAAACAGCGCGAGUAAACUCUCAAACUACUGCUUAACGUGAUAGGAUGAAAUCUGUCUCUGUCUCUGCCUCUCUCUCUCACACACACACAGCCGGGGUAACUUUGUUGGUAACCCUGUCGGUCAGACGAUUAUAAUGCAGUCGAGCGUGUUAUUGUAUGUUUGCUAUCCGCAAACACGCCUCCAAUUGACCAGCGAACUUUGCCGUUGCCUUGGUUGGACGGUAAGUGGCAACCUGCCUGACCUAGAGGCCACACCCCGGUAACCGCCUCGAUCAGUGGGCUAAAACCGACGAGGGUAUCCGGUGCCGUGUGUUCUCUACACGCUGUAAUUCUUCUCCCAUUCCCGUCCCCCCCCGCCCUUCUCUCCAAUCCCCCCACUCCCCCCUUCCCGCCCGUCACGUCUCCCACUAAUCUCCACCCUCCAUCCUUCCAAUUAAAUUAUUCACACAUAGAGGGCGACGUUCAAGCCUAAGCGACCCAAGCUAACUCUAUCGCAGAAGCCUUAGCCAAGAGUGAAAGAUCGUGCCUACCACGACCUACAGGCCCGGUCCCGAAAGGAAAGAGUUGGCAACCGGACUAAGGCCCGUCCGGCGCCAGGUGAGCGGACUUCAAAGAGUGUGAGGGAUUACGUCAAAGCAUCUAAAGUCAGGAUACGUCUGACUCUGCCUUGUACCUGAUUGGCCAGUUGGGAGGCCGAGUGGGAGAAUGCCAGACAGUCCUGGUGCCCACGUGCAGACACACGUGAGAGACCCUGAAUUUCAGCAGGCGCUCGGAGUAGGACCACUACAACUCGGGUGGUUCUCCCAUUAACUAAAGCUGUGGCCCAUAGUGGAAUUUGGCAGCUAUUUGAGAUGCUCAAACAGUCCUAAUUAGGACAGGCACUGCUUGUCUCUUCACGGAAAGGAAAUGGAAACGAUGUCCUAAACAAAUGCUGAGAACACAUUAUUUGUAUACAGGCUGUGGCUCCUAGGUAAACAACUCAAGGUCAAAACAAUCAAACAAACAACAGCCCUCGUCUUCGCUCCCUCGCCCCGUCUUACAAGCUGCUGGGGUGAGUUUUCUACUUUGGCAAACAUAAAUUGCCUUUCCCUUUUAGACAAUCCAAAAAGCAGUCAGUCGGAACGAAGGGCGACGUUACUCGCACGAGAACUGGCGCGUUACAAGUUGGGCAUUGUUUCUCUCAGCGAAACCUGCUUCUUCCAACAAGACCAACAGGAGGAGGUGGGUGCUGGCAACACCUUCCGGAGCGGUCGCCUAAAGGCAGACCGACGCGACGCAGGUAUCCCCUUUGCCAUUCGGAGCGACACCAUGGGGCGACUCUUUUGUCUGUCGCAGGACGUCAACAAGCGCUUAGUGGGUUUGUGCUUGUCCUUUCGGGGAGCCAAAUUAGUGUUCAUCUGCAGUGCCUACGCCCCCCUUCCCCCAAAUGAUCAACCCCAGCGAAGUGAAGGCUGAAUUCUACAGAGGUCUGCACGACCUCUUGGCGUUUGUGCCGAAGGCGAACAAGCUAGUGGUGUCAACGGCGGACUGCUACUCAUUUGACGGUCUUGGAUGCCCUCGGAAGUUCAUGUCGUCAGCGCCAGGACUGACACAGUCGUCAGCCAUCUCCUCGCUGAAAAGCACAGGCUGCACGAGUUCUGUAUGAACUAUCGAACCGAUUCCGCCAAAGCGGUCGUCUUCCUCGAUCGCCACUUCGUGCAGCAGCGACUGCUGGACUUAAAAGACCGACUAGGUUCAGGGGUAUGCUGACGGCAAUGAGAUCAUGGACUUCAUCGUAUCAGUCUAGGCGGUCAACGGCCCUCCAACCACAGGAACCAUGCCAUUUAUCAGAUCCAACAGAACGGCGCUGCUGGCGGAGAAAUCGGAUUUUGAAAUUCUGGGCAGAGUACUUUAGAAAUGUCCCCAACCGCUCAUCUACAAGUUCCGUCGACUCCAUCGGACGACUCCCUCAAAUGGAAACGAACAACGGCCUGGAUCUCUUGCCUUUGCUCGAAGAAACAAUCCGAGUCGUGCACCGACUCACCAAUGGGAGAGCACUGGGGUCCAACGCGGUUCUUGUCUGCACGACUGCCUCCGGCUGAAUGAUCAAAAUACAACGCUAUUCCAGGGAAUGUGAUGUUAAGUAUGACUUCCUCAGGAUUUCAGGGGUGCGAUAAUCGUCCAUCCUUACCAAUAGAAGGGAAACCGACAACUCUGUGAUGACCACAGAAGAGUCCCACUGCUCCUCAUCACCAGGAACAUCUUCGCUCGCAUCGUCACAAUGGCCAUCUCGAACACGGACUUCUGCCGGAAAGUUAAUUUGAAUUUGGACCCCGCCAUGGAACCAUUCACAUAAUCCUCGCUGCCCGCCAGCUUCCAAGAGAUGCAGAUCCACCUCUGCCACCACUGCCUUCGUUGACUUGGCGAAAACGCUGGACACGGCGACUCGCGUUGGCUUGGGAAAAUCAUGCAGAAAUUCGGGUGUCUGGACUGAUUCACGCAUAUGGUACUUCAGCUUCACAAAGGGAUGAUGGCGCGCAGCACGAACAAUCGGGCCGUCUCAAAGGCAUCAGCAAUAACCAACGCAGUGAUGACAGGACGAAUAGGGCUCAUAUUUAGUGACAUGCUGAUGGACAUCAAUCAUGACGUGCGUCCGGGGAUCCACAUCGUCUGCAAGAUCGACGGUUAUCCUCUUAGUGACCUGUGCAUUCAGGCCUCAACGCGUCUGAAUACGACUACUAUUCACGAUCUGCUCUUCGCUGACGACGUCUCACUCAACGCCGUGACAGUAGCUGACAUUCAACGGAGCAUGGAACUCUUCAUCACCCGCUGCACCAAUUUCGGAUUCACCAGCAGUACGGACAAAACGGGGGUCAUGCGUCAUUCAUCACCCAACGCUGCAUAG
Molecule: messenger RNA, 16197 nt
Organism: Spirometra erinaceieuropaei
Lineage: Eukaryota; Metazoa; Platyhelminthes; Cestoda; Diphyllobothriidea; Diphyllobothriidae
Source: the annotation of a GenBank genome assembly